CACUUGAAGGCAGCACAGAGCAGGAAAAGUGAGGAACCUGUGCGUUCAUUUAGUCUUGACCUGUGAGCCAUGGAGGGUAGAGGGCUGUCGGAUGAGGCUGUGUCUGCUGCCUGCAAAGAAGGAGACCCCAUCACCAAGGACUACAUGAUGCAGCAGACGAUGCUGAGGGUCAAAGAUCCGGCAAGGUCUCUGGACUUCUACACUCGGAUCCUUGGCAUGACGUUGCUGCAGAAAAUCGACUUCCCCUCGAUGCACUUCACCCUCUACUUCCUGGGUUACGAGGAGAAGUUGGAAAUCCCAGUCGACAUCAGAGAGAGGACGGCGUGGACGUUCUCCCGCCGAGCCACCAUCGAGCUCACACAUAACUGGGGAUCAGAGUCAGAUGAAAACCUGUCGUACCACAACGGGAACAACGAACCGCGAGGAUUUGGUCAUAUUGGCAUUGCUGUCCCUGAUGUUUACACCGCCUGUAAAUUAUUUGAAGACGAAGGAGUGACGUUCGUCAAGAAGCCAGCCUCAGGUAAAAUGAAGGACCUGGCCUUCAUUCAGGACCCUGACGGCUACUGGAUUGAGAUUUUAAGUCCGAACAACAUGGUCUCCUUAAUGUCACCUUAAAGACCAGACACUGGGGGGACACUCAGGAUGUUACUAUUGGAUGACACAGUGGAAACAAAACUUUUUUUUUUUUUUUUCACAUGUCAAAGACUUGAUAUCAACAUAAACCUUCCUCUAUGUUGUAAUCCAGCUCCUCUUGGUCAUUUUCUUUUCUUUUUAUGUUGCUUAGGGACUUUUCUCAAGAAUUUGAAGAUCUGCGAACAUGCUGCUGCUUUUCUAAAAAAAAAACAGCUUUAAAUCUGUUGUCUGUAUGCUGCAGUGUUAGUUAAAUGUUUACAUAUUUUACAAUCAAAAAGCUUCUACCUCUGGAUGCUUUAUGAGGAACAUGAACAUGAAUGUGACAUUAACUUUGACCCAGUCAACGGAAAGUAAUGAGGAAACUGAAGUCAUCUCAUGUUUUCCUGCUGAAUCAUUAUAAAACAAACGCUCAAUGUGAAACUAAAAGCCUCUUAAAUAAAUUCUGGUCCUUUAAAAAAAAAAAAAAAACAGUAUCAGAGGAUCAGAGGGAUCUAGUCAGAGAAGAGGCCGUGACUAAGUCAAAGUUCAAGUUAAAGUUUGUUUUAUUCAGAAACUGAGACUUAAAACAAGCCGUCAGGACUUCUGAAACUUUGUGAUGUCACAACAGAGCAGCCACUAUCCCAAGCCCCGCCCACCUGGACCCGCCAUCCAAGCUUAAAGGAUUUGGUUUCUCUGACUGUUUACCUGAGCACUGUUCUGUUUUUCUUCCUUCAAAAAACAGUCAGCCAAUCAGAGGAGAGGCUCAGGGAACGUUUAUUAAAACAUCAUGCUUAUACAAAUUCA
Seriola aureovittata is the source of this 1416-nucleotide messenger RNA. Its product is annotated as lactoylglutathione lyase-like. Bases 70 to 615 code for a protein of 181 amino acids. The record is from RefSeq and is a predicted model, not a curated record. Lineage: Eukaryota; Metazoa; Chordata; Actinopteri; Carangiformes; Carangidae. The transcript is spliced from 6 exons. Gene Ontology annotation, molecular function: metal ion binding; lactoylglutathione lyase activity.